AAAUUAGGGCCCGACCCGUCCGUACGAUUCGGCUCCAGCCAAUUGGGGGAUUUUGUUUUGGCCUCCUCUUCUCACAUACGCUCUCUGUAUGUAUAUCGAUCCGUAUAUGCAUGAUACGUGUAUAUAUAUAUAUAUACGCGCACCAGAGGAAAAGAGAAUAUUUAUGUGCAAGUUGCAGCAGCUGUCGAGCUUGAGAGAGAGAGAGAGAUGAUUGGUAGCGCACGCUAAUAUCCUUCGCCCACACUCGUGUUUUCGUUCGUUUGCCCUGCAUUGCUCCGUCGCUUUCUUCUUCGCCGAGAAAAUCUUUUCCGGAGUAUAAAACGAGGGAAUUCAUCAUGUCAAAGCCUGGUCAGCUUCCACCUCGAUGCCCAUCUCAUAAGAAACAACAGACAUCUAACCCCGUCUCCGAUGUCUUUUCUUCUUCACCUAUUGAAUCAUACAUUGGCCAGUUUCAGCCUUCUCCUCAAGAUUCCACGCUCAAGAAUCAGCCAGCUUGGCUAGACGAAUUGCUUGGGGAGAAACCACAUGGGAAUCUAAUGGGAGGCCCUCUCCGCCGAUCAGCUAGUGACUCAGUUGUGCUUAUGGGAGACCUCAUUCACGACUUGUCGGGUUUCAAUAUCGAAGAUGAAGAAAGUUUAGGGAUUGAAGCUUGUGGGGAACUGCAGUCAGCCUGUGUCUAUGGUCCCAAUUCGCCCAGGACAAGGAACAACCCCGCCUUCUCUAACAACACUAUAGCUUCAGCCUUUUCGGGGUAUGAUUCUCAGAAAUCACACCAGAAUUUGGAAGAUAAUGUGAUUGGCAUCAGCUGUCAAGAUUUGACAGAAAACGCUAGUGGUCAGAUGGGCACACAAAAUUCAGAAAUGAGAGCCACAAAAAGGAAUCCAGGACAGCGUUCAAGAGUUCGUAAACUCCAGUACAUCGCUGAACUCGAAAGGACAGUAGCCAUGUUACAGAAUGUGGAAGCAGAUUUAUCAGUGAGAGUAGCAACUCUUCUCCAGAAACGGGCGGUUCUGUCAUUGGAGAACAGCCAGCUGAAGCAGCAGAUGGCGAUACUGAAGCAGGAUAAGAUGAUACGGGAAGGUGAAUACCAGUCACUGAAGAAGGAAGCUCAGAGAUUGAAACUGGGAUUGGGAAAUUUGGCGAGCAACAACAAGAAGCUGUACAGGGCAAACUCGGCCCCUAAUAAAGCAACUCCAACACAUAUGGACUGGAACAUGUUCGACAUGACAAGACACAAUCUCAACUAAAUUCAGGAACAGGAGCUAAAAUCUGACAACUUAAUCAGGGUUCUGUCUAAUAUCCACGUCAAGUCCCUUAUAUCAUGUUCUUUACCUUUUGUUUUGUUUAAGUCCAAUAUUUACAGAGAUAGAUAUGUACUUUGGGUACCAAGUAUUCCACUUAUUAGGAAGAAAGUACCAAAGCAUUUCUAAGCUAUGUUUGUGAUGUUAGUG
This is a messenger RNA of Tarenaya hassleriana, 1451 nucleotides long. RefSeq names its product basic leucine zipper 2. Gene Ontology annotation, molecular function: DNA-binding transcription factor activity. NCBI's taxonomy places the organism in Eukaryota, Viridiplantae, Streptophyta, Magnoliopsida, Brassicales, Cleomaceae. Gene Ontology annotation, biological process: regulation of DNA-templated transcription. The coding region runs from base 336 to 1247 and encodes 303 amino acids. The record is from RefSeq and is a predicted model, not a curated record. The transcript has 5 exons.